Molecule: messenger RNA, 2244 nt
Organism: Lathyrus oleraceus (garden pea)
Lineage: Eukaryota; Viridiplantae; Streptophyta; Magnoliopsida; Fabales; Fabaceae
Exons: 7
Coding region: 168-1589 (473 amino acids)
Molecular function (GO): hydrolase activity, acting on carbon-nitrogen (but not peptide) bonds
Source: RefSeq, a predicted model, not a curated record
UAGAAUUUCUUCUAUUAUUUCAAAUUGUGAUAAUGAGUGGAUAACAUAUAAAUGCACACUCACAAUCAUAAGUGAAAUAUUUUACAUCUUAUUAGUACCUAAAUCAUCUUUUUUUUUUUUUUUAAAAAAAGAAAGAAAGAGUUUGAGAGAAAGAGGAGGGAGUGAGGAUGGAGAAAGAGAAAGAGGAGAAUGGUUGCGCAAUCACUGUAAUGUACGGUUGUGUUAUCAUAACCAUGGACCAUCAUCUACGAGUUUUUAAAGACGGAGCUAUCGUUAUUCAUCUCGAUCGAAUCAAAGCAAUCGGACAUUCCCAACAGAUUCUCUCCGACUUCUCUCAUCUCGCCGACCACCUCAUCGAUCUCACCGGCCACGUCAUCCUCCCCGGACUCAUCAACACACACGUUCACACCUCCCAACAACUUGCCAGAGGCAUCGCCGAUGACGUUGACUUAGUCACAUGGCUCCACCACCGCAUUUGGCCUUACGAAUCCGCCAUGUCCCAACACGAUUCUUAUCUCUCUACUUUACUUUGCGGCAUCGAACUCAUUCACUCCGGUGUUACCUGUUUUGCGGAAGCCGGUGGUCAACAUGUUUCUGGAAUGGCCAGCGCUGUUGAGUUGCUUGGUUUGCGUGCUUGUUUGACUCAGUCAACUAUGGAUUCUGGUCACGGUUUGCCUUCUUCUUGGGCUUCUCGUACUACUCAGGAUUGCAUUCAGUCUCAAAAGGAUAGUUAUCACAAGUACAAUAAUACAGCUCAAGGUCGCAUUAGAAUCUGGUUUGGAAUCAGACAAAUCAUGAACUCUACGGAGAACUUGCUUCUUCAAACGAGAGAUGCUGCUGCACAACUCAACACCGGAAUACAUAUGCAUGUUGCAGAGAUACCUUAUGAGAAUCAACUAGUUGUGGAUGUUCACAAAGUUAAUCAUGGAACUGUUACAUAUUUGGACAAGAUACACUUCCUUCAAAAUAAUCUAUUAGCAGCUCAUUCAGUUUGGGUGGAUGAUAAUGAGAUAUCUCUUCUUUCAAAGGCAGGGGUCAAAGUGUCUCACUGUCCAGCGGCUGCUAUGAGAAUGCUUGGAUUUGCACCAGUAAGGGAGAUGCUUGGUGCUGGCAUCUGUGUCUCCUUGGGAACGGAUGGGGCCCCAUCAAACAAUCGCAUGAGCAUUGUUGAUGAAAUGUACCUAGCUUCUCUAAUUAACAAAGGACGGGAAGUGUUUGCUAAUGGAACUACAGAUCCAACAGCACUGUCUGCCGAAACUAUUCUUAAAAUGGUCACAGUGAAUGGUGCAAAGUCAGUACAAUGGGAUGAUGAACUAGGUUCUCUUGAGGUUGGGAAAAAGGCUGACAUUGUUGUUGUCAAUCCUUCCACUUGGACUAUGGUUCCUGUUCAUGACUGCAUCUCCAACAUGGUUUAUUGCAUGCGAACAGAAAACGUGGUUUCUGUUAUGUGCAAUGGUCUGUGGAUAAUGAAAGACAAAAAGAUUAUCAAUGUUGAUGAGGAAGAAGUUAUUUUGAAAGCCAAACAGGCUUCCGCUGAACUUCUGAAAAGGGCAGGCAUACAAUUACCAACUAGAAUGAACUUCAUUUGAUUGUCUAUGAUAAGGAAUAUAUGUAAUAAUAUAAGCAACAAACUUGUACCGGAGGCGUCAGCUGUUGUUUUAUGAUGCUUGAGCUGAUGAGCAUAAGGCAGCUCGACUCGAGGUCGACAGGACCAUUGGAUGUUGGAGCCUUCUCACCCUUGAUCAAAUUAAAAGAUUUAUGUUGAAUCUGUCUGGUAAAACAUGAGUCAUCUCACCCUUGAACAAAUUAAAAAUUGGAGAAGAAUUCAUAUGGGAUGUUUGACACCAAAAACACUUUUGAUUAGAUUAAACAGUACUUGACAAAUCCACCCGUUCUAUUGUUUGAAAUGGCUCUUAGACCUCUGAAGCUGUAUAUUUCAACAUCAUAGAAAGCUUAUUAGCACAAUGUGGAAGGAGCCAUUUAUUAUCUUAAUAGAGUGUGUGUUGGAAAUCUAUCUUAAAACAUGGAUUGAUUAGUAGACAUUGCUAUUGUCUGAGUUUUCAUUAUAAUAUGAUCUAUUGGAAGUUGUCAAAAGAUAAGUUAUCUUAGGUAGAUGAUCUACCAUAAUGAAUUUUAUAGGUUACGUCACAUUAUUUGUAUUUUGGUGGAUCUGAACACCAAGAGAAGUGUUGGAGUUGUAUUUUGAUGGAUCUGAAUACCAAAGAGAAGUGUUUGGAGUGAGAA